Helobdella robusta is the source of this 1089-nucleotide messenger RNA. RefSeq lists its product as hypothetical. The record is from RefSeq and is a predicted model, not a curated record. Lineage: Eukaryota; Metazoa; Annelida; Clitellata; Rhynchobdellida; Glossiphoniidae. Bases 1 to 1089 code for a protein of 362 amino acids. Gene Ontology annotation, molecular function: G protein-coupled receptor activity; dopamine neurotransmitter receptor activity, coupled via Gi/Go. Gene Ontology annotation, biological process: adenylate cyclase-activating adrenergic receptor signaling pathway. Gene Ontology annotation, cellular component: membrane. The transcript is spliced from 5 exons.
AUGUCAAAACUGUGUGGUUUGAACGUAGUUCAGCUACGAGAAGAACUACAGAAACGAAGCCUUGUCACAAGUGGCAACAAAGAAGUACUAGUAGCACGUCUGAGAGAAGCUCUCAUUGACGAACGUAAGAACCCAGACGAAUUCAAGUUUGAUGGUGCUGACGAAGACAAUGAAAUUAGCACAGGCACGUUUACAACCGCUAAAAUGAUGGAACUUCUGCUUAGUAUGUCAACUGAAAUAAAACAGAUCAAAGAACAGUCUGAACGACAGUCCGAACGACAGACAGAGGAGUUAAAACAGAUCAAAGAACAGUCCGAACGACAGACAGAAGAGUUAAAACAACAGAUCAAGGAACAGUCCGAACGACAGACAGAGGAGUUAAAACAGAUCAAGGACCAGCUAAAACACGUAAAAUUGGAAGUGGCAGAACAGAUUGAAGAACAGUCAACAAGAAUAGAAAUGAUCGAACAGAAACUUGAUCGUCAGACCGUUGAGAUGCGUCAUCAAGGGUAUUGUACACAAUUUCUGGCUGUUGGUCUGAUUUUCCACGUGGAAUUAUGCUGGGGCACAACAUCUGAAUGCGUCGUCGAAGUGGUUAUAGUCCAGCUGACUCAGUCGCCCAUGGUAAUUAACUAUUAUAAUGGCGAAACAGUUGACGGCAACAGUAGCAGCAGCAACAACAACAACAUUAAAUACAACUUCAACAACAACUUCAACAACAGCAUCAACAAUGCAACCGAUCAAGAAGAUUACAACGUCAACUACGGAGCUCUCUUUCUUCUCGUCUUUCCGUUUUUCACUGUUUUUGGAAAUUUUCUCGUUUGUUUGAGUAUUUGGCGCGAGAAGUCGCUACACACGGCCACAAACUACUUCAUCUUCUCGCUGGCGGUGGCCGACAUCAUGGUUGCCAUUUUGGUUAUGCCCCUCGCUGUUUACGUUGAGAUGCAUGCAGAAAAAAGUAGAGGACGAAAGAUUCAGAGAGCAGCGGAGUAUAUAAUGGUAGAUGUUUACGUGGUGGGAUCCGGAUGGCCCUGGAUUGGCAUAAAUCGGAGGUCUUCAGAAAAAUUGUUUUUGCACAAAGUAGUCUGA